Messenger RNA from Galendromus occidentalis (western predatory mite), 3405 nucleotides. Its product is annotated as multidrug resistance-associated protein 1. Gene Ontology annotation, molecular function: ABC-type transporter activity; ATP hydrolysis activity; ATP binding. Lineage: Eukaryota; Metazoa; Arthropoda; Arachnida; Mesostigmata; Phytoseiidae. The record is from RefSeq and is a predicted model, not a curated record. Gene Ontology annotation, cellular component: membrane. Gene Ontology annotation, biological process: transmembrane transport. The transcript is spliced from 19 exons. Bases 1 to 3405 code for a protein of 1134 amino acids.
AUGAUCAAAGCUCUCAUGAGAUAUUUGAAAACCGAUCAACCAUUAUGGAUCGGAGUCGGCUUCGCCAUCGUCAUGCUUUUCUGCUCGAUUAUCCAGACUAUCGUAAGCAAUGCAUAUCAGCAGCGAGUCUUCGAGCUGGGAAUGCACGUGCGGAGCGUCGUGACUGCUGCCGUUUAUGAAAAAUCACUGCGGCUCUCGCCGGGAGCUCGUCGGGACAAGACUGUUGGAGAAAUCGUGAAUUUGAUGUCGAACGAUGCGCAAACCCUGCGGGACACUGUGCGCACCUGCCACAACGUUUGGUCAACACCCGUGCAAAUAUUCGCCGCGACUGCGCUCAUCUACCUCGACAUGGGCGUCUCAGUGGGAGCCGGUCUAUUGCUCAUGAUUGUUCUGCUGCCUGUCAGCGGAUGCCUGGCUUCCUUACAAAAGGCUGUUCUGGCUGAGCAGAUGAAAGAUAAGGACGGCAGGAUCAAGGUCAUGAAUGAAAUUCUGAACGGCAUUAGGGUGCUGAAAUUAUACGCCUGGGAAUACGGCUUCAAAAGAGUGGUGGACGCCAUUCGUUCGCGAGAGCUGUCGAAGCUCAAGAAAAUCGCUUUCUUGCGAGCCAUCUUGACGAUGCUCUGGUACUUCGCGCCCUUUGCGGUGAGCUUCGUGACAUUCGCGGCCUUCAUUCUCCUGAACCGAGAUCGGAGAUUGGAGCCCGACAUAGCCUUCACCGCCCUGGCGCUCUACCAGCAGUUGCGCAUACCGUUGACGACGUUGCCCAAUUUGAUCAGUAACCUUAUUCAAGCGAGCGUUUCCUUGAGAAGAUUCGACGAGUUCCUCUCGGCUGAUGAGCUCAAACUCUGCGUGGAGGAACCGAGUGGAACGGACCUUGCUAUCUCGAUAAGGGGCGCAACUUUCUCUUGGGAAGGGAAAAAUGAAGUGUUGAAGGACAUAACUUUGGAGGUUUCCGACGGUGAGCUCCUCGCGAUCGUCGGUCGAGUAGGAGCAGGGAAGAGCUCGCUCAUUUCCGCGAUACUUGGAGAAAUGAACCUGCUGUCGGGAAGAGUGGGCGCUCGCGGCAAAGUUGCUUAUGUCUCCCAGCAAGCCUGGCUGCGUAACGACACGCUCAGAGAGAACAUACUCUUUGGGCAACCCUACGACAAACGGCGGUAUUGGGAAAUUUUGCGUCGCUGCGCGCUACUUGAGGACAUCAAAAUGCUUCCAGCCGGUGAUCAGACGGAAAUCGGUGAAAAAGGCAUCAAUCUCUCCGGUGGCCAGAAGCAGCGAAUCAGCAUCGCUCGUGCAGUGUACGCUGAAGCGGAUAUCUAUCUCUUCGACGAUCCUCUAUCUGCCGUGGACUCUCAUGUUGGGCUCAAGAUAUUCUCGAUGAUCAUCGGUAAGGAGGGGAUUCUCAGGGGGAAAACCAGACUUCUCGUCACACACGGUGUACAGUAUCUGACGGAUGUCGAACGCGUGGUCGUUAUGAAGGGAGGUCGUAUAUCCCAGAGCGGGAAGUUUGCGGAGCUCAUGCGUUCGAAAGACGACUUCCGGAGCCUGAUUCGUCAAAUCAGUCAGCCCGCACACGAUACAGGUAAAGACACAGAAGGGCUGAACCGGCAACAGUCCAUGCUCAGGGGGAUGUCAGUGAUCUCGGGCAUGGACUUGGAAAACGGAAGAGUCGUCACGGAAGAACACACAGGAACCGGCAAAGUCAAACGCAGAGUUUACGGAAAGUUCUUGCGGGAAAUCGGAUUUUUCCCGGCAGCGAUCGUCAUGUUGACCAUGCUCGGCGCAACAGCGUCCCAGGUCGGAUCCAGCUUCUGGCUGACCGAGUGGUCGAAGGACAAGUCCACAGAGAACGGGACCUACAAUCUGAUGAUCUUCGGCUUUCUGGGAGUCGGUCAAGCUAUUGGCCUGUUUCUUGGAGUACUCUCUAUUUCUCUUUCGACAUUGUCUGCUUCGAGGAUGCUACAUGACAAUCUUCUCAUGUCGAUUCUCCGAGCUCCGAUGUCGUUCUUCGAUUCAACACCGAUUGGUCGCAUCGUCAAUAGGUUCUCGCGCGACGUCGAGGUCUUGGAUUCAAAUCUUCCGCAAGACAUAAGAGUUUUGGUCCAACAGCUGCUCAGUCUCUUAUCGAUCCUAUUCGUCAUUUGCUUCAAUAUGCCGUUCUUCAUCCUCGUCGUGAUUCCAGUGGGAGUCGCAUACUAUCUAGUUCAGCUUCUGUAUAUAAGUUCAUCACGGCAGCUCAGGCGCUUGGAAUCCACUUCGAGAUCACCGAUAUUCUCGCAUUUCGGUGAAACACUCCAAGGGUCCUCGAUCAUCCGGGCCUACGGUAGAACCGAGGACUUCAUACGCGAGUCGAAUGAGCGAAUAGACUUGAAUGCCUCGUCUUACUUCCCUCAAAUCGCCGCGAACAGGUGGCUUAGUAUUCGAUUGGAUCUCUGCGCUGCCUCCGUGAGUUUCGCGACUGCCGUGUUCGUUGUUCUGUCUCGUGGGGCCAUCGACAACGGCAUCGCAGGCCUCUGUCUCGCGUACGCAAUCCAGGCAACUUCGAGCUUGAAUGCAUUCAUGAGGUCCAGCGCCGAUGUCGAAGUCAACAUCGUCUCUGUGGAGAGACUGACAGAGUACAUAUCUCUGAAGAGUGAGGCCAAAUGGACAAGGAAUCCCCCGCGGCAUGGUUGGCCAUCGAGGGGAGCAGUCGAGUUCGAAAAUUACUCUACUAGAUACCGGGAGGAUCUCCCUUGCGUCGUUCGCGACAUCAGUUUGAAAAUCAACGCUGGUGAAAAAGUCGGGAUCUGCGGACGGACCGGCGCCGGGAAGAGCUCGUUGACGCUGGCGCUCUUCCGGAUAAUCGAGGCUUGUCAAGGGAGAAUAAUCAUCGAUGACAUUGCGAUCGCAGACAUUGGCGUUCAUGAUCUCCGCAAAAAGCUCUCCAUUAUUCCACAAGAUCCGAUCUUAUUCUCCGGAACCCUGCGCUUGAAUCUCGACCCCUUCGGAGGGCAUAAAGAUGAAGAACUUUGGCACGCCAUCGAGCACGCUCACCUCAAAAGAUUCGUCGCUAAACAAGACAAAGGUCUCGAUUUCGAAAUAUCCGAAGGCGGUGAGAAUCUCUCGGUCGGACAACGUCAGCUCUUGUGCUUAGCGAGGGCCUUGCUGAGGAAUAGCAAGAUAUUGGUGUUGGACGAGGCAACGGCUGCUGUUGACGUUCUGACCGACUCUCUGAUCCAAGAGACGAUUCAGACCGAGUUCGCCAGCUGCACCAUAAUCACAAUCGCUCACAGAAUCAACACGAUCAUCAACUACGACAAGAUACUCGUAUUGGACGCCGGUGAAGUCCGUGAGUUCGAUUCCCCACAAAACCUGCUCGCUGAUACAUCCUCACUGUUCUCGGCGAUCGUCAACGAAUCCAAGAGCAAAUAG